Messenger RNA from Symbiodinium natans, 900 nucleotides. Lineage: Eukaryota; Dinophyceae; Suessiales; Symbiodiniaceae. The record is from the annotation of a GenBank genome assembly.
AUGGACGCCCUGGAAGUGGCCAACGCCCCAGGGACGGACGCCGAGAACGGGCCGCUUGUGAAGAAGCUCGGACCAUGCUCGGAGCACGAGGAGCUCAAAGAUGGCUUUCAGACAUCCUGGAUGAUUAUGGCGGGGAUUUACCUGGUGCCGGCCACGGCGUGGGUGAUGUCGGUCUGGCUCAUGUACUUCGUCGCCGGCAUUGAUGAUCCCGCAGAGAACUGGAACGUGCUGCUGCCGAACCUGGGCGCGACCACCGCGCGGGCGGUGUGCAUGGGCUUGCAUUUCGUCACUGGCUCGGUGAUCACGCUGGCUGGCGUGUGGCAGGUGCUGCCUGUCUCCAAGCGGCCGGAGUGGCUACCGACCCACCGCACUGUUGGGCGAAUUUACGUCAUCUGCUCUGUCUUGACCUGCAUUGGCGGCUUCGGCUUCAUCCUCCAGCAGCACAUUCUCGCGGGUGGAUGGCCCAUGAGCGCAGCCUUCACGGCCUACGGCUGCUGCGUCGUGGCAUUUGCGCUGCUGGCGUACUGGACAGCCCGGCAGAAGGACAUCGCGGCGCACCGACGCUGGGGCUUGCGCUCUUUCGCCAUGGGCAUCGCGUCCUUUGUGUAUCGCGUGAUGCUGAUUCUGGGCGUGAGGCUGCAGUUCAGCAUGCACCAGGAUGAAACCACGGACAUCGUGGAUGCACACGGCACCACGAAGUUCUUCCGGGAGGAUCCCUACAAUCAGUUCAUCGCCUGGUUCUUUUUUGUGGGCAGCCUGGGCGUGGUGGAGUGGUAUCUGCGGGCGCCCAACAACCUUCUCAACCAGAUCCUGCUCUUCUGCUUCUUCGCGGUGGUUUGCGUCGGCCUUGCCCUCUUCUCAGCCUGGCUCGUGCAGCGGCUUAUGUCCCACUCAGACUAA